Scomber japonicus (chub mackerel) is the source of this 4599-nucleotide messenger RNA. RefSeq names its product myosin VIIA and Rab interacting protein a (gene myripa). The record is from RefSeq and is a predicted model, not a curated record. Gene Ontology annotation, cellular component: cortical actin cytoskeleton. NCBI's taxonomy places the organism in Eukaryota, Metazoa, Chordata, Actinopteri, Scombriformes, Scombridae. The coding region runs from base 121 to 4020 and encodes 1299 amino acids. Gene Ontology annotation, biological process: intracellular protein transport. The transcript has 18 exons. Gene Ontology annotation, molecular function: actin binding; small GTPase binding; myosin binding.
AAAAAUGAAAUCCAGCUCGGUGUUAAUACCCCUGAUUUACUUGCUUUCCUCUUUCAGAUGAUGACAACAAGCUGAUUGGUUGGGCAUAGGGGCUGAGUGACAGCUGAAAGUGUGUCAACGAUGGGCCGAAAGUUGGAUCUGUCAGGACUGUCGGAAAGAGAGGCGGAGCAUGUGCUGCAGGUGGUUCACAGGGACAUGAAGUUACGCAAAAAAGAGGAGGAGCGCCUCAGUGAACUGAAGCAGGAGCUCGACGAGGAGGGCAGUCGCUGCCUCCUGCUGUCAAGGCAGAGUUGCUUCAACCGGCGCUGCUGCAUCCGCUGCUGCACACCUUUCACCUUCCUGCUCAACCCCAAGCGCCAGUGCCGGGACUGCCUCUACAACGUCUGCAGGGCCUGCCGGGUCUACAAUAAGCCGGACAAAGCCUGGCUCUGCUCCAUCUGCCAGAAGAGUCGGUUAUUGAAGACACAGUCACUGGAAUGGUUCUACACUAAUGUGAAGACACGCUUCAAGAGGUUUGGCAGCGCUAAAGUAUUGAAGACCCUUUACAGGAAGCACUUGGUGGAGCACAGUGCACUUGCAGAGCUGACUGAGGGCAGCGCCUAUGAAGAGAGCAUCGGCAAUGAGGGCAGCGUCUGUGGGAGUGAUUCAACCCUCUACAGACAAUCUCGAGAGCACAGCAUGGCAGAGACACUCACUGUGGCCUUGCGGGUGGCAGAAGAGGCCAUAGACGAGGCCAUCUCCACAGCUGAGUUCGAUACUAGCAGUCAGGAGAAGCAGGAUGAGGCAAACUAUCUUCGGAAGCACAGAGGAGAGCUUGUUGAGGAACUGGCCAAAACUAUUGUGCAACAAAUCAUUAGUAGGAGGAAGACUGUGAGUGACAUAAAGGCUGAGUAUGAACAGGAUUGGUCGUUUGAACACAACAUGGACCUGCUUCUUCAACCAUCCGCAGAUGAUCAAGCCUCCAGCUCCUUUAAAAAACAACCGGGCCUCUGGAGGUCACACUCUGCCUUUUCACUGCUGGACAACGACUCUCCAGGUCUGGUACAAGAAACUCACCAGGCAUUGAAGAAGGAGGGUGCUGGCUCGGCUUUGUCUACUUGGAAGAGUGUCGACAGGCUGGACAACUCAGUGCUCAAGAGCCCAGAUGGGAACUGGAUUGCCCUGCAGAGCGCCCAGCUGUCGCGGCCCAGCCUGCUGACCAGGAGGAAGAGCCUGGUCUUCAGUGCCUUGGAGAGGGAGUCAGGAGUGGUGUCGGCCUAUGAAGGCAUGGGCUUUGACAAUGAAACUAAAUCUGAGCUGGACAGCUCCUGGGGUGCCGUCCUCCAUGAGAUUCACAGGAAGAUGACAGACUCCAACCUUAACCUCCCGGACGCCGAGGACAGGAUCUCACAAGGAUCGCCACAAGUAAUGGACCGCCGAAGCAGCAGAGACAGUCUGGUUUCAGACUCUGAGGGCAACUGGAAGCUUAACAAACCUGCGCUGGGUCUUCUUAAGAGGAGGCUGCAUGUGGAGAUCAGGCGACCUUCAUCAUCCCCCAGGACCAGCAUCAUCGACAUGAACUUUAACGUGGAAAGAGCAGGAGAGGAGAGCAGUGCGACCACUGAGCCCACCGGUCGAAAAGUCAGGAGGUCACGGAAGAAGAAGAAGGAGAGUGAAAAAGAGCCAAUAGUUUCUUCUCCUGUGCUGGAUUACAGCGAAAAAGACGACCAGUCCCAACAUACUUCUGAUGCUGUGACCCCUGACACUUUGACCUCUGGGGGCACAACCCCUGAACCCUUCAACCCAGAGAGUGAGAUCACCAGAAAUGGAGCCAAUCCGAUGGAGCAGGAGCUCACACUAAAACUGCAACAGCUCGCAGGCACAGUUUCUGACUCCUCUACGAUAGACGAUGGACUUUAUGGACAGAGAGAUGCUGACAGUAAUGCACAGAGCAAAGAAAAGAGACAAGGAAAUGAGCACAAAGAUGGAGAACAUAAGAAGCCAUGGAGGAUGGAGAUCGAGUUGGAUGACUCCAGACUCACGUAUUUAUCGUCUACUGAUGACGAGUUAGACCGAGCAAGCCUGAGUGAAGAAGAAUGGAAUGGGGAGAGAGAUGACGAUAUGGAGGAGGACUAUAAACAGCAGAAAGAGGAAAAACUCACUUAUAAACUCUGUCUGCUAGAAAAAGAAGUCAGAGCUAGUCAGUUUUCAUCCACGGAGGAUGAGCUGGACAGAGUUGGCAUCACAGAUGAAGAGAAGAGGACAGGAGAGGAGGAGGAGCUGGCGUUGAAAGUGAGCAGAUUAGCAAACCGAGUCAACGUCACCCAAUUUUCAUCCACGGAUGAUGAGUUAGACAGGAGAGGAGAAGAGAGGGAGAAAGCGAUAGAUGAAGUGACGUUUUGGAAACUGCAGGUGCAAAAAGCAGUCCGGGCGGCUAAAGUGCGGGACUUGGCCAGUCUAGUCAGCGCCUCUCAGUUUUCUUCCACGGAGGACGAACUGGACAAAUUUGGAGAGAAUGAGGGAGAGACGGAGCAGGAGGUAAAUGAGGGAGGAAUAGAGAGCAGUAUCGAGAUAGAAAAAGUGUGGGAGAGAGCAGUGGGAAAGAGUCAGAAGAGGAGAGAAUCCAUCGAAUAUUUAGAUAUAGAUUGCAUGAAAGAGAGAGUAACAGAGAAGACAGAAGAGGAUGAAGGGAUUUUCGGAAAAGUUGUUUUUAAAGAGACAGAAGAGAGGCAGGAGACACAGUUAAAAACAGGACUGGGAGCAGAGAGGAGGGAGGAAAGGACUGAGGAGAUAAUAGCCUUUUAUGAGACAAGAGUCGGACCAGAAAAUCAGCCAGAGGCGAAGUUGUUAGACAAAAAGGAAGGAGAGGAGAGAAGAAAGGAAGAAGAAAAGAUUAGCGAAAGCAAACAGAGUGAGGAAAAAUGGGAAACAGCUUCAAACAGUGAAGAGGAGGAUGAAGAAUUUGACAGAAUAAUCAGCAGCAUGUUGAUGAUGACUCUGGAGGACAUGCAGGUAGGAGCGUUAAAGGAUAAUGGUGAAAAUGGAGGGAUGAAUAGAGAGCAGGAGACAGAUGAGGGGGCGAAAGUUGUUUUAAAGGCAGACGAGGCAGGAGGCGCAAAAGAAAGACCAGGAGAAAAUAGAACUGAGCAAACUGAAGGAGAUAUUUCUACAAAACAGGAGAGCGGAGAUGCUACAGGCGGGAAUAAAAAUGAACUGCAGGAAAAAGACACAGAUCCACAAGAUAAACGUUUGGCAGACAAAAAACCUACAGAUAUGACAAGCAAAGAGAUCAAUGGUGCCCAGAGGACGUGUAAAAGAAUGGAAGUGGAUGACGAAAACACAAAAGGAGAAAUGACGAAAGAGUGGCAAAUGAUGGAGAGGCAGGGAGAUGCUGCAAUCUGUGAAAGCAAAGACACAAAUGAAAGACUCGAGGAAACCAAAGAAAAACACGCAGAUGACACGGAGCAGAGCAGCACCUCGUCUCUUCAGGAGGGUUUACUGUCACCAGAGGAGAUUCAAAAUAGGUACUCUGCAGUGUCUCUGCGCAGCAUCACCACCGAGGUGCUGAAGGUGCUGAAUGCCACUGAGGAGCUGCUGCAGGGAGUGGAGGGAGGAGAGGGCCCCCGCCUCUCCACCAUCUCACUGCCCCCCAACACAGACCCCAAGAAACUGGACCAACAGUUCUCCAGACUAGAGGAGCAUGUGUAUGUGGCAGCUGGCACAGUGUACAGUCUGGAGGCGGAGCUGAGCGACCUGGAGGAGUGUGCCAGGGGCAUCUGCAGCGCCACGUCUGAUAUGGAGUUGUCCUUCCUGGAGGAGCAGGUGGCAUCAGCAGCUGCCAAGGUUCAACAGUCUGACCUACAGGUCUGUGACAUCUCAGCGAGGAUUGCUGCUCUGAAGAGUGCAGGCCUCAAUGUGGACCCACAGUCCUGCCAACCUAAGACCAGGACCAUCCCAGUUAUGCCAGUCACCCUGGACUCAUCAAGACAGCUGAGGAGGCGAUUACCUGCACCGCCAGUGAAGGAAGACAAGGAGCCCUAACUCAUCCACCCAGGACCUCUGCAGUACCUCCCACACACCAGUGCCUUGACCUCAUCACUCUGCAGUCUACAGGCCAGUCUUAAGCGAUCCAUUCAGAUACCAUUUGCCUUAAUUUCAUCCUACACAAAACAAACAUGCCUCAGAUAACGCUGGACACUAGAACUGUAUGUGUAUUUUGUGUUGUUGUACAGUGUAAUAGUACAAGAAAUCAUUUUGGGUAAACCUUAAGGAAUGAUUAACCUUGUAAAGAGAAGUAGCAGGUUAAAUCAAUUAUCACUCACUAAACCUACAGACAAGAAAAUCCCUAAAAAUUGAGUCUUGCAAAAAAGCAGCAAUACUGUAUGUGCAAGAGAUUCUUUUAGAUUUCCUAACAGCUGGAAUAAUGCUAAAUGUUUUAAUUGUAAUACUUUUUAUAGAGUUCAUUUAACACUAAUAGUUGUCCAUUUAAGUCAUUGAUGAAUUAAGUCUCACAAAAAUAUGAACUGAAGAGACACUGAAAUUUUCAGCAGUAUAGCUACUGGAUAAACCCUGCAUUUAUACAGUUUUUAUUGUAAAUCAUAAUCAAUAAGCAGAUAUAAA